GGAGCGCGGCGCGGCUGUGCGGCGCGGCGGGGCCUGCGGUCGUCAUGUCGCCGCCGCCGCCGGGCGACGCGGGCCCCGGGCCGCCGCGGACGCUGUCCCCCGCCGCGCGGCUGAGCUUCGCGGUCGGCCACUUCCUCAACGACCUGUGCGCCGGCAUGUGGUUCACCUACCUGCUGCUGUUCCUGCACUCGGUGCGCGGCUACAGCUCGCGGGGCGCCGGGCUGCUGCUGCUGCUGGGCCAGGCGGCCGACGGGCUCUGCACGCCGCUCGUGGGCUACGAGGCCGACCGCGCCGCCUGCGCGCGCUGCGGGCCCCGCAAGGCCUGGCACCUGGCGGGCACCGUCUGCGUCCUUCUGUCCUUCCCGUUCAUCUUCAGCCCAUGCCUCGGCUGCGGGGAGGCCACCCCCGAGUGGGCCGCCCUGCUCUAUUACGCACCCUUCAUCGUCAUCUUCCAGUUUGGCUGGGCUGCCACGCAGAUUGCCCACCUGAGUCUCAUCCCAGAGCUGGUGACCAGUGACCACGAGAAGGUGGAGCUCACAGCCCUCAGGUAUGCGUUCACAGUGGUGGCCAACAUCACGGUGUAUGGCGCCGCCUGGCUGCUGCUCCAUCUGCAGGGCUCCUCACAUGCUGGGCAGGACAUCAGUGUAGGUGACCAGCUGGGAGCCCAGGAUGUGCCAGUGUUUCGGAACCUGGCCCUGCUGGUGGUGGGCGUGGGAGCCAUCUUCUCGCUGCUCUUCCAUUUGGGCACCAAGGAGGGGCGGCGGCCUCGGGGGACGGAACCUGAUGAGCACAGUCCCUUGGUGGCCCCUAUGGCCCGGCCACAUCUGCUCUGGAAACACUGGCUUCGGGAGCCCGCUUUCUAUCAGGUGGGCAUGCUGUACAUGACCACGAGGCUCAUUGUGAACCUGUCUCAGACCUACAUUGCCAUGUACCUGAGUUACUCUCUCAGCCUGCCCAAGAAGUUCAUCGCCACCAUCCCUCUGGUGAUGUACUUGAGUGGCUUCAUCUCCUCCUUCCUCAUGAAGCCAGUCAACAGACGCAUAGGGAGGAAUAUGACCUACUUCACCGGGCUGCUGGUGAUCUUGGCCUUCGCAGCGUGGGUGGCCCUGGCAGAUAAGCUGGGCGUAGCCGUGUACGGGGCUGCCGUGCUGCUGGGCGCCGGCUGUGCCACCAUUCUUGUCACCUCGCUGGCCAUGACAGCCGACCUCAUUGGCCCUCACACGCACAGUGGAGCCUUCGUGUAUGGUGCUAUGAGCUUUUCGGAUAAGGUAGCCAACGGGCUGGCAGUCAUGGUCGUGCAGAGCCUGCAUCCCUGCCCUUCCGAGCUGUGCUGCGGGGCCUGCGUUGGCUUCUACCACUGGGUGAUGGUGGCCGUGACGGGCGGCGUGGGUGUGGCCGCGGCCCUGGCCCUCUGCAGCCUCCUCAUCUGGCCCAUCCGCAUUCGCGCCCGGGACCUCGGAGACCGGCCCUGACUUGGCUCCCCAGGGCAACUGGACGGAGGACCAGGCCGACACCCUACCCCCGCCCCCCACCUGCGUGGGGUCAGAGGGCACGGAGUGCGAGUGCGGGGUGAUACCUGGCCAAGCUCUCUGCGCCCUGGGUGCCCCGCCCCAGCCGUGGCCUCGGGCAGCCCUGGGACGGCCGGGAACCGGAGGACGGUCGCCGGCGAGGGAGGCGCAGGCAGGCGCGGGUCGGCAGGAGGGCUUUAUCAGAGCGCGGGCGUGAAGGCGGGGGGCGGCUGCCCGGUGGCGGGGCAGGGGCGCUCCCCGCCGCGCUGCCUGAAGUCCUGCGAGGUGUAGCGCGGCCGCUGUGGCGGCGACAGGUGGGGCACGUAGUUGGACCGCUUGGGCUGCUCCACCCCAAACUGGUUUCCUGCUGACCACUGCGGACACGACCGUGCUCAGAGGCCGGCACUGCGGGCCCCUGGGCAUGCUGGCCCCGCCCCGCCCGCCGCGGCCCCGCCCCCGCCGCGGCCCCGCCCCCGC
Molecule: messenger RNA, 1985 nt
Organism: Onychomys torridus (southern grasshopper mouse)
Lineage: Eukaryota; Metazoa; Chordata; Mammalia; Rodentia; Cricetidae
Gene: Mfsd12
Product: major facilitator superfamily domain containing 12
Exons: 10
Coding region: 45-1472 (475 amino acids)
Biological process (GO): carbohydrate transport
Cellular component (GO): membrane
Molecular function (GO): symporter activity
Source: RefSeq, a predicted model, not a curated record